CGUUGCGGUUGAAAUACUUACGGUGCAAUGUCAGCUGAGCUGGUAUGGCCCCAGGUUUGCCCAGGCCUCAUUGAACGAGCAGUAUACCACAAAUACAAAAAAGAGUGCCUAUAUAUUCAACCUAUUUCCUCCAAAACCAUUUCUCUUCAACUACAUUCUUUUUCGUCGUGUUAACACGUUGAGGCCUAAAAAGUACUCGACAUUCAACCGCACCACCACCAUGCCCGAACCAAUUCCCAUCGUUGGGACCGCUUGCCGCUUUCCAGGCGAAUGCGACAUCCCCAGCAGGCUCUGGGAACUGUUGAAAGCUCCUCAUGACAUUCCCAAGAAGGUCCAUUUGGAUAGGUUCGAUGUUGAUCAUUUUUACCACCCAGAGGCAACCCACCUUGGCACUGCAAAUGCCACCAAGUCCUACUUUCUUGAAGAGAAUAUUGCUCAAUUCGCUGGGCCAUUCUUCAACAUACAACUCAUGGAGAGCGAUUCGCUUGACCCGCAACAACGUUUACUCUCAAAAGCCAUAUACGACUGGCUUUGCACAGAAGAUUUGCCCAUGGAAAAUCUCCGCGGAUCGUCCACAUCGGACCCCGUUGGUAUGAUGUGCGAUGAAUGGCCUACACUGGUGGCUAGCGACGCCGAGACCUUACCUACCUAUACAGCUACUGGCUUAGCACGAAAGAGAUCGAGAUUGACUCGGCUUGGUGCUGGGCUGGCUUGCGAAGUCAAGCAAAUGGCACGCAAGCUCCACGGCACGAGAUUUCAUUCUUAUCUUACUAUUCUCAAAGCAUUCAUUCCUCGAAUGCUUCCCGACACCAGUGACUUUCUUCAUGGAUCAACGGCUUAGUGAUCAAGAGCUUAGUGAUCAGGAGGACACGAGGCAUGUGAGUUGCAAUGCAGACAUUUCGUGGAAUGAUGAUGCGACGGGGUAUGGAUUCGCACCUAAAGGUGCUUGAUACCGUCGCCGGGGAGUCACUCGCUGUUCUGGGGAUGCAAAUAUCGACUCUAAUCAUAUCAAGCUGUCGAAUUGCUGCUAGAGUGUUUUAUCAAACUCAUGGAAGAGGUCACAGAUGGGCCUGCCGGCCAAGUCGGUUUCUCGUCGGCUUCUCUGUAGCCAGACGAUUACAUUGUGGAUGCAUUAGCUGUGGGAAAGAUAUGUUUUGAAAGGAUAGUACAUUAUUAUGGGUUCUGGGAAGGGACCGGUUAUGCCGAGGCGAUA
Aspergillus campestris IBT 28561 is the source of this 1213-nucleotide messenger RNA. Its product is annotated as ketoacyl-synt-domain-containing protein. Gene Ontology annotation, molecular function: fatty acid synthase activity. The transcript has a single exon. Bases 221 to 841 code for a protein of 206 amino acids. NCBI's taxonomy places the organism in Eukaryota, Fungi, Ascomycota, Eurotiomycetes, Eurotiales, Aspergillaceae. The record is from RefSeq and is a predicted model, not a curated record. Gene Ontology annotation, biological process: secondary metabolite biosynthetic process; fatty acid biosynthetic process.